Molecule: messenger RNA, 1255 nt
Organism: Rana temporaria (common frog)
Lineage: Eukaryota; Metazoa; Chordata; Amphibia; Anura; Ranidae
Product: olfactory receptor 10AG1-like
Exons: 1
Coding region: 120-1055 (311 amino acids)
Biological process (GO): G protein-coupled receptor signaling pathway
Cellular component (GO): membrane
Molecular function (GO): olfactory receptor activity; G protein-coupled receptor activity
Source: RefSeq, a predicted model, not a curated record
CUCUUUUCUUUCCUUCUUUUUUACUCCCAUCCUUCCUUCCUCCUUCCAUAAUUUAAUAAAUUGGUUUGUAUCAACCAGACAAACAGGUUUGACAAUUUGUAAUCUUCUGCCUUCAACAAAUGGAUGCAACCAAUGUGACCAGAAUUACAAACAUUCACCUCUUAGGAUUUCAGAUUCCUCAAAGUGUAACCUUGUUGGUGUUUUUUCUUUUAAUUUUACUUUAUUGCAUGACGAUAAGUGGAAACCUCCUGAUCAUCACACUGGUGUCCUACAGCAAAACCCUCCGUUCUCCCAUGUACUUCUUCCUCUGCCAUCUUUCUGUAUUAGAUAUAAUACUAGUAACUGUUAUUCUUCCCAACACGAUCAGCACUGUUUUGGUCAAAAAUUAUACCAUGUCAUUAUCUGGCUGCCUCACCCAGUUUUAUUUCUUUAUUAUGGCAGAACCUUCAGAGUGUCUUCUUCUGACAGUAAUGAGUUGGGACAGAUAUUUGGCCAUCUGCAAACCAUUACAUUAUGCUUUGAAAAUGAACUACAAGGUUUGCUGGACACUGGUUAUACUUUGCUGGAUUUUAGGUACGUUUGUAACUGGGGUUGACAUUGUAACUAUAUCAAAAUUACAAUUUUGUGGUCCUAAUGUUAUUGAUCACUUUUUCUGUGACUUUGAUCCAAUCUUACAGCUUUCCUGCUCUGACUUGACCCCUGCUCUAUAUGAAGCACACAUUUUGGGUUUUAUAUUUAUUGUCACCCCAUUCUCCAUUAUUAUUGUAUCAUAUGCUUAUAUUAUAUCUGCUAUUUUUAAAAUGUCAUCUAUUACUAGACACAAAGUUUUCUCAACAUGCAGUUCCCACCUGACUGUGGUUUGCAUUUAUUAUGGUACCCUGGUUUGUGUAUAUUUGAUUCCUAAUGUAGGACAGACACAAACAAUUACUAAACUCCUAUCAUUACUGUACACUGUAUUCACACCAAUGAUCAAUCCACUUAUAUACAGCCUGAGGAAUCAAGAAUUAAAAAAGGUUGCUGGCAAAAUCCUCCAAAACUUUUUAAAAAUGUAUUGACUUAAAUUUGUACUUAUUAUAAUAGUUUUACAUUUUAUGCAGAAUAUGUAAGAGUAAUAGACAAACAUGUCCACCUAAAAAACGCUAUUGCUUGAAAAUGUCUAAAUUUAUAGAUUGAGAUAAAGGGACACAUGUUCAAUAAUAUAAAUGACUAUAUUAAUUCUGUCAUUGAAUGAUGCAUUAUGCCACAUCCUUAAUUA